Molecule: messenger RNA, 3195 nt
Organism: Castor canadensis (American beaver)
Lineage: Eukaryota; Metazoa; Chordata; Mammalia; Rodentia; Castoridae
Source: RefSeq, a predicted model, not a curated record
GAGUUGGCUUGAGGCAAGCCUGGGAGUCUCAGCCACCCCCAGGGGCAGGUGGUAGCAUCAGGGUCAACAGUUAGCUGGCCUUCCAGAUGGACUGCACUCUGGGGCUUGCUCAGGCCACUCUUGGCCCCUCCUCUCUCUCUCUUCCUGGCUCCGGCUCCCUGUGAUCAUGGCUAGAUCUCUAUGAGUGCCUCUUGGUGUUUCUGAGUGGUAGCUUCCGGGAGACCAGCAGGGUAAGGGAGGAGGGGAUGAGGGAGGUCGUAUGUUUGCACUAGUGGCCGCUGGUGACUCAUGUCCACCUGAAAGUGAGGUGCUGGAGUACACCAUGUCAGGGACUCUGUGUGCAACUGGACAGGAAAAUGUGUCUGCAACUGGUCCCCACCGCAGGUCUGGCUGUGUCUCUGUUUGAGGCCAAGUCCCGGCAUCCUCUGUGUGGUAUGGGAGACAGGGGAGGAAGGCAGAGGCUGUAGGGUUGUGGGGUUGUCAGGACGGAUCCACCCGCAGUGUUUGACUGGUUCUUUGAAGCUGCCUGCCCUGCCUCCCUACAGGAAGACCCCCCCAUUCUGCGGCAGUUCCCCCCAGACUUCAGGGACCAGGAGGCUCUGCAGAUGGUGCCCAAGUUCUGCUUCCCUUUUGACAUGGAAAGGGAGCCCCCCAGCCCCGCCGUCCAGCACUUCACCUUUGCCCUCACGGACCUGGCAGGCAACCGCAGAUUUGGGUUCUGCCGCCUUCGAUCUGGUGCCCAGAGUUGUCUCUGCAUCCUCAGCCACCUGCCAUGGUUCGAGGUGUUCUACAAGAUUCUGAACACAGUGGGGGACCUCCUAGCCCAGGACCAAGUCCAGGAGGCUGAAAUGCUUCUUCUAAACCUGCUGGAGCAGCCCCCAACUGGGCCCCAGGCCUCAGUGGGCCUGGAGCUGGGCAGCGGUCUGACCAUCUCCAGUGUGCACGGUAUCCUGCCUCCUGCCCCUGGGAAUAGCAGACUGCUUUCCUGUUUUGUGGCUCCGGACUCCGACUGUCUGCCAUCCAUUCCUGAGAAUAGGAAUCUAACGGAGCUGGUGGUGGCAGUGACAGAUGAGAACAUCGUGGGGUUGUUCGCCGCGCUCCUGGCGGAGCGAAGAAUCUUGCUCACUUCCAGCAAGCUCAGCACGUUGACGUCAUGUGUCCACGCGUCCUGUGCUCUCCUGUAUCCCAUGCGCUGGGAGCACGUGCUGAUCCCCACGGUGCCCCCGCACCUGCUGGAUUACUGCUGCGCGCCCAUGCCCUACCUCAUUGGAGUGCACGCCAGUCUCGCCCAGAAAGUGCUAGACAAAGCCCUGGAAGAUGUCGUGGUGAUGAACGUGGACUCCAAUACCUUGGAGACUCCCUUUGACGACGUGCAGGCGCUGCCCCCAGACGUGGUGUCCUUGCUGAGGCUGCGACUAAGGAAGGUUGCGCUGAGCCCUGGGGAAGGGGUAUCCCGUCUCUUCCUCAAAGCCCAGGCCCUGCUCUUUGGAGGGUACCGCGACGCGCUGGUCUGCAGCCCGGUGAGGAAACCAAGACUUGGAAAAGUCCCACAGCAGGGCCAGCCAGUAACCUUCAGCGAGGAAGCAUUCUUGGCCCAGAAGCCUGGGGCGCCCUUGCAGGCCUUCCACCAGCGGGCCGUGCAUCUGCAGCUGUUCAAGCAGUUCAUUGAAGCCCGCCUGGAGAAGCUCAACACAGGGGAAGGGUUCUCCGAUCAAUUUGAGCAGGAGAUUACCUGCUGCAGAGCCUCCUCAGGCCCCCUGCAUUCCUACCAGAUGUGGGCAGGCAACCUGAAGAAAGGUGGCGGUGCUCUCCUACAUUCAGUUAAGGCCAAAACCCAACCAGCCGUCAGGAACAUGUAUCGAUCGGCUAAGAGUGGCUUGAAGGGUAUGCAGAGCCUGCUGAUGUACAAGGAUGGGGACUCUGGCCUGCUAAGGGGGGGCUCCCUGAGGGCACCCAGCCUCACCAGCCGCUCAGAUUGCCUACAGCAGCGCCUGCCUAUCACCCAGCACUUUGGACAGAAUCGGCCUCUCCGCCCCAGUAGGAGACCCCAGCUGCAAGAGGAACACUCUGAGCCCCUGGGGAAGAGGACACCUCCUCAGAGCCCUGAGGACACCCAGGGCCUGUGGGCAGAGGAGGCUCUGGACAGCAGCUUUUUGGAGUCUGGAGAAGAAAUGGAUUUGUUGAGCGAAAUUCUAGAGAGUCUGGCUGUAGAAACCAAGAGCGUGAACAGCCUGAGACCAAGCCAGAGUUUAGACUGCUGUCACCGAGGGGACCUGGAAAGCUGCUUCAGCCUGCCUGACCUGCCAGGAAGGUCGAGAUGGCAAUCAGAUAUCCAGAGAUCACCAGAGCCCCAGCCCCUGUCCCUGCCUGCAGACCUGUCACCACUGCACAACACCCAGUCUUUGGAUGCCCUGAGCUCCUCAAAGAGCCCCCAUUCCCAGCUGCCCUCAUGUGACGAACAAGAAUUCAUCACUCCAGCCCAGCUCUCAACAACUUCUGCAGACCCAAGUGGCCAUGGGGAACCUAAAUCCUCUCCACCCGCUCAGCCCUUAAUCCCUCACCUCUUCCCUCCUCACAAGGCAGCUGAGGAUCCUAGCACCCAGGACAGCCCAUGCUCCAGGCUCCCUACAGCAUCUACCCAGCCCAGCCCUCCAAAAAGCCCCCAGCUUCUGGCCCCUACAAAGUCAACUUGUGACACUGUCUGGACGUCCCAGUCCCUUGAUUCUGAUUCUUCCUCAGAUCUCAGUUCUCUGGAGAACCCCACAACCCAGUCUCCUCAGGCCCAGGUAGGCCAUGCUCACCUCCAGCUCCCUAAGGAACCAGUAGCCCCCAACUUGCCUUCCUCUUGCACCAGCAACUGGCAAGGGCCCCAGGCUAGCAGGCGGUCCCGAGUUGCUGACCUUAAGAAGUGUUUUGAAGGUUAAGGAUUGGGAUCUAGAGAAGAUCCCUGGUCUCUCAAUAAAGUUGUGAGAGCCCAAAGCUGGUUUUGCUUGGUGAGUUUAUCUAAAACUUUCUCUCUGCUUAGAAACCUACCUGACUCACCUCCCUCCCUCCAGCCUCUAACUAGCUCCAAAGCUCCUCUCUUCCAGGAAGUCUUUCCAGCCCCCUGGACUUUUUUUUCUCGGUAGGACUGGGGUUUAAACUCUAGGCUUUGUGCUUGCGAUGAGUCACACCUCCAGUCCAUUUUGCUCUGGU